This is a messenger RNA of Sinocyclocheilus rhinocerous, 3183 nucleotides long. RefSeq names its product SLIT and NTRK-like protein 3. Gene Ontology annotation, cellular component: GABA-ergic synapse; postsynaptic density membrane. Lineage: Eukaryota; Metazoa; Chordata; Actinopteri; Cypriniformes; Cyprinidae. The record is from RefSeq and is a predicted model, not a curated record. Gene Ontology annotation, molecular function: protein binding. Gene Ontology annotation, biological process: axonogenesis; positive regulation of synapse assembly. The transcript has 3 exons. The coding region runs from base 249 to 2864 and encodes 871 amino acids.
UUCAUCUUCUCUCUUCUUGGUCUGAGAGAGAGAGAGAGAGAGACCGAAAGAGAGGGAGAGAGACAGGGGAAAAGCACAGGAAAUCUUUAAACUCGUCUUAUUUCGGAUGCUCCGGUGAAAAAAGCCAACCAUCGGAGGCAACCUGGGAUCACCCGUCUCCAGACCCUGGAGAUGUCAAUUUGGACACCACUAAAACCGAUGCUGUGAAGUGGCUCUCAGCCUUAACUUCAUCAAGACUCGGCGGAAGGAUGCUGUGGUUUACCCUGCUAAGCACAAUAGCUUUAGGAUGGACUACGCCGAUUCCUCUGUUGGACGAGUCGGAAGAAAUAGAUGAGCCUUGCUUUGACCCUUGCUACUGUGAAGUCAAGGAGGGUAUUUUCCACGUCCACUGCGACAGCAAAGGAUUUACAAAUGUCAGCCAGAUCUCUCAGACGUGGACGAGACCCUUUAAACUCAAUCUGGCGAAGAACUCCAUGCGCAAGCUGUAUUUUAACAGCUUUUUGCACCUCAACAAUGCCGUGUCACUCAAUCUGGGGAAUAAUGCGCUACAGGACAUACAUGUGGGCGCGUUCAAUGGACUGAGCAUCUUGAAAAAGCUGUUUCUGCAUGAAAACAAACUGGAGGUGUUCAGGAAUGACACUUUUAUGGGGCUGGAGAGCCUCGAGUAUCUUCAGGCGGAUUACAACGUCAUCAAGAGAAUAGAGAGCGGGGCGUUUCGGAACCUGCACAAACUCAGAGUACUUAUUUUGAACGACAAUUUGAUACCCGUGCUACCCAGUUUAUUAUUCAGGUCCGUAUCUCUCACGCACCUUGACUUACGUGGCAACCGCUUAAGAAUUCUACCCUAUAAAGGGACGUUGGAAUACAUCGGUCGCAGCUUGAUGGAGAUCCAGCUAGAGGAAAAUCCAUGGAACUGUGUGUGUGACAUUGUGCAGCUCAAAACCUGGCUGGAGCGCAUCCCCUACACGGCACUGGUGGGCGACAUAACGUGUGAAUACCCUUUUCAUUUACACGGUAAGGACCUUCGUGAGAUCAAGAGAAGCGAACUUUGUCCUUUACUCUCUGAAGCAGAGCUUGAGACCAAACAUGGCAUUCCCAGAUUACCGUUUAAUAACGAAAAUGUCUGGCCCACCAAGCCUUCGUCUAUGUUGUCAUCUUUUCAUAACACAGCCUCCUCAGUAGAGUACAGAGAGAGACACGUAAAGCCGACUAAACGGCCCAGACCCACAAAAACACCACCCACUCCUCGUAGCAUUUACCCAGGGCUGAAUCAGCCUCCAGUCGCUGCCUACCAGACCAGACCCCCUAUACCAAUCAUUUGUCCGACAGGGUGCAUGUGCAAUUUACACAUCAAUGACUUGGGCCUCACUGUCAAUUGUAAAGAGAAAGGCUUCCACAACAUUUCUGAGCUGCUGCCACGACCACUCAACGCCAAGAAACUCUAUCUAAGUGGGAAUUUGAUUCAGAAAAUUUACAGGUCGGAUUUUUGGAACUUCUCUAGCUUGGAUUUAUUGCACUUGGGUAACAAUCGGAUAUCAUAUGUUCAAGAAGGCGCCUUUAUGAACCUACCUAAUUUGAAAAGUUUAUACUUGAAUGGCAACGACAUUGAAAGGCUCACUCCAGGCAUGUUUCGUGGUCUGCAGGCGCUUAGUUACCUGUACUUCGAGUACAACGUCAUUCGAGAGAUCCAACCGGCCGCCUUCAGCCUCAUGCCAAACCUACAGUUGGUUUUUCUCAAUGACAACCUGCUGCGUACCCUGCCCAUGGAUGCUUUUGCUGGCACCUCCCUGGCUAGGCUCAACCUGCGCAACAACUACUUUCUGUAUCUUCCCGUGAGCGGAGUCCUGGAGCAUCUCCACUCCAUCGUUCAAAUCGACCUUCACCAGAAUCCUUGGGACUGCUCUUGCGACAUCAUCCCACUCAAGCAGUGGAUCGAGAAGCUCAGCUCUGUCAUUGUUGUGGGGGAAGUGACCUGCAAGACCCCAGACUUCGCUCUUGGCAAGGAUCUGCGCACCCUGGAGGCUGAGGUCAUCUGCCCCGAGUUGAAAUUCACUGCUUCUUCUCCAGUCCUGCCCAAUGACAUGACAGCCACCAGCGGCUCUGAAUUAGGACAAGCGCCAGCGACGGGAGCUGUUCCACUCUCCGUGCUGAUCCUCAGCCUACUGAUUCUCUUCAUCUCCUCCGUGUUUGUGGCCGCCAGUCUCUUCGCAUUCGUCCUGCGGAGGCGAAAGAAACUUCCCUUCAGGAAGCGUCAGGAGGUGGACCUUACGGGCAUUCAAAUGCAGUGCAAGAUCUUUGAAGAGAGGCAGACCGCCUCGCCUGAGAAGCCACCCGGUCACGUCUACGACUACAUCCCCCAUCCCGUUACUCAAAUGUGUAACAAUCCAAUUUACAAACCACGAGAAGGAGAGAUCGAGGGCGAGCAGUUUGCAGAAACCAAGGAAAAUAACAGUAAUUAUCGAACUCUUCUGGAGAAAGAGAAGGAAUGGACGAUGGCUGUGUCCAAUUCCCAGCUCAACACCAUUGUCACCAUCAAUCAGUCAGGUGACAUGGCAGGCUUUCACGAGAACGGAGUGCUUUGCCCUACCAUGAUUGACAGCCAGAGACCGACCCCUACGGUGGGUUUUGUAGACUGCCUGUACGGCACCGUUCCCAAAUUAAAGGACAUGCACGUUGCACACGCACAUCCCCCCGGAAUGCAAUACCCCGAUUUACAGCAAGACGCCAGAUUAAAAGAAACAUUACUUUUCACUGCGGGGAAAGGAUUCCCUGAGCAAACCCAAAGUGAAUACCUCGAGUUAAGGGCAAAACUCCAAACCAAGCCGGAUUACCUAGAAGUCUUGGAGAAAUCGUAUAGAUUCUAAUUGAAUUGGAAACAAACAAAAAAAAGAGUAAACUCACUUACACAAACUCCCCCCCUCCACGCCCAAAAAGAAUACGUAUCAAAAAAGAAGCAUGGCAAAGUUAUAUGUUUCACACACGUACACAUACACACUCUCACACACAUUUCCCCCAAGUCGCUUUUGGAGGAAAGGCCAUACUCAGAUUUUUCAAUGAAGUGCCUUUUUUUCAGAGUAGCCAGCAAUGUUACCACCCAUUAUUUUUGUACGGAACAGAUUUGUUGAACCUCCGGAGCGCCUGGCACAGUUUGUAGAAUAUUUGCAAUUUGCUGCAUGACUUUGA